UAUCAGUCGACAUUAGAAAGAAAAUUGCCACGGAAGGGAAUAGCUAAACACUCUCUUACACUUUCAGGGCGUUAAGCAAUGGAUGAUAUGAGCACAACAUCUAGGGUGUUAGCUCCAUCAGGCGAUCCUAGUGCCAUAAGCAUGCGGCAGCAACCACCGCCACCAAUUUAUAUAACUUAUGGGCCACCACCAGCUCCCCCACCACUACCACCACUAAGUUCUUCAGAAUUGUUCAUAAGAGCACCACCACCACUCAGUCAUCCUUGUCAGGAUCUACUUUCUGGAAGAGAAGACUACAUCAAUACUUGCGUUCCUUUAUACCAAGCUUCAUUUAAUGGAGAUUGGGAAGCAGCAAAAAUCAUCCUUAAUAAACGAUCAGAGCUGGUACGAUAUAGCAUCACCCACAAUUUUGACACUGCACUUCACAUUGCAACAGCUGCCCAACACACCAAGUUCGUUGAAGCUCUUGUGGAAUUAAUGGACGCAAAGGACUUGGAACUUCAAAAUAUUCACGGCAACACAGCUAUAUGCUUGGCAGCUUCAGCUGGAAACGUGGAAAUGAUUAGAACUAUGGUGCACUGGAACAAGAGACUACCGACCAUCCCUGGUGCUCAAGGAAUGAUGCCACUGUACAUGGCUGCAUUAGUCGGAAACCAUGACUCGGUCAAUUAUCUAUAUGAUGAUUCUGAUAAAAUGACCGGUGACUUUUGGAUGCAUCGAAAUCGGGUUUGGGUCUUAAUAAAAUGCAUCGAGGCUGAUCUUUUUGAUAUUGCACUAAAGAUAGUAGUUGACCGGCCGGAAGUUGCACCAAAUGUGGGUGUACUUCUAGCUUUGGCUCAAAAGCGUCAUGCCUUUGACGAUAUGAAACCAAAUAUUUUUCAGGGAAUUGUUAAAUCAAUUGAAGUGAAGUUAGGAGAUACAGAAGCGAGAAGGGAAGCCAUGAAGAUGAAAUUAGUAAGACUGAUUUGGAAAAAUAUUAUGAGAAUGCCUAAGAAGUUUGUUGACGAGUUACUCAGAGGCCCCCAUGACACAAUGAUGAAAAAUGGAAAGGCAGUCCUGGUUAUGAAAGACGGAAAGCGGAUGUAUUCUUCCAGAAUACUAUUUGUUGCUGUAGAAAUGGGAAACACUAAUUUCGUGAUCGAGCUCAUUAGUCAAUAUCCUGAACUUAUAUGGGAGCUAAAUGAUAACAACCAAAGCAUAUUUCAUGUUGCUGUCUCUCAUCGUCAGGAGAGAAUCUACAAUUUAUUAUAUGAUAUUGGCUCCAUGAAGGAUAUGAUAACUCCUCUCAAAGACCCCGAAGGAAAUAAUAUGUUGCAUUUGGUUGGGAAGGAGGCAGAGAAAAACCUACUUCAGAAUGUCUCGGGAGUCGCUUUUCAAAUGCAACGAGAAUUAUUGUGGUUCAAGGAAGUAGAGGCUAUGAUACUUCCUUCUUUAAGAGAAAAAAGGAAUGCAGCUGGCCUAACACCUCAUGAAUUAUUCACCGAGAACCAUAAGCAGCUAGUUUCUAAAGGUGAAGAGUGGAUAAAAGGAACAGCUAACCAAUGCAUGGUGGUUGCUGCACUUAUAGCCACCAUGGUAUUUGGGGUAGCCUUUUCAAUUCCUGGUGGGUACCACCAAGACACUGGCCUUCCAAUGUUUAUCCGAAAAGAAAUCUACAUUGCCUUUGUCAUAUCCGAUGCUAUUUCUUUGUUCUCCUCUUCAGCUUCAAUCCUCAUGUUCUUAUCCAUGCUAACAUCUCGUUAUGCUGAGCAAGAUUUCUUAGAAGUAUUACCCAAACAACUAAUGAUAGGUCUAGCAACACUUUUCCUCUCCAUAAUGACCAUGAUGGUUGCUUUUAGUUUCAGCUUCUUCGUGCUUUACCAUAACAUGUUGAUCUGGGUGCCGAUAUCUAUUGCUGUGGUUGCUGCAAUACCGGUUAUUUUAUUUGCUAAACUGCAGUAUCCUCUUUUGAUGGAUAUAUACGGCUCAAUAUAUGGUUCAAGGUAUAUCUUUAAACCAAAGAAACAUAUGCUUCAGAAUCGGAAUCCAAGGUGGUAAAUGUUGUCUUUAGUCUUGAAUAUGAAGUUCCAUUUGCAGAUUUUCUUUCAAGCCUAGCUAUUUAUUAAAACAUCAGUAACUAUGUAUGUGAAUGAUUACAUUCCAUUUUCUUUGUAAUGUUGAUUUUAGCCGUGCGAUUGGUAUCCUGCAA
Molecule: messenger RNA, 2188 nt
Organism: Lactuca sativa (garden lettuce)
Lineage: Eukaryota; Viridiplantae; Streptophyta; Magnoliopsida; Asterales; Asteraceae
Cellular component (GO): membrane
Molecular function (GO): protein binding
Source: RefSeq, a predicted model, not a curated record